AUGUUACCGGAACAACCUCUGAAAUUUGGCACUUUAGCCGUCCAUGCCGGCUCUCCACAUGACCCGGUUACGGGUGCGGUGAUUGAAGCCAUUUCGCUCAGUACAACAUACGCGCAGACUGCCUUGGGAAAACCUAUUGGAAACUUUGAAUACUCCCGCUCCUCUAACCCAAAUCGCGAAAACUUUGAGAAGGCUGUGGCCGCUACGGAGAAGGCUAAAUAUGCAUUGGCCUUUGCUUCGGGCUCGGCGACAACGGCCGUCAUACUACAGAGUUUGGCGGCAGGAAGUCAUGUCAUAAGUGUGAGCGAUGUGUACGGUGGCACCUACCGAUACUUUACUCGGGUCGCCUCGGCGCACGGCGUCGAUGUAACCUUCACUCCGCAACUCGAGCAAGACUUCCUGAAACAUUUACGUCCUGAGACUAAACUUGUCUGGAUUGAAUCGCCCUCGAACCCUACCCUGAGCCUCACUAAUAUCAGAACUAUUGCGGACCUAGCCCACGCCCACGGGGUAAUGGUAGUAGUAGACAACACGUUUAUGAGUCCGUAUAUACAGAAUCCCUUGGAUCACGGUGCAGACAUCGUCGUUCACUCUGUCACUAAAUAUAUCAACGGACAUUCAGAUGUAGUCAUGGGUGUUGCCGCCUUCAACUCCGAAGAGCUUCGAGAGCGUCUGAGCUUCCUGCAAAAUGCCAUUGGCGCUGUGCCCUCGGCCUUUGACAGCUGGCUCGCUCACCGUGGUCUCAAGACCCUUCAUCUCCGAGCGCGCGAGGCAAGUCACAACGCCCUCAACAUCGCUAAAGCAUUAGAGUCAUCUUCAUCUGUUACGUUAGUCAACUACCCGGGCCUCGACUCGCAUCCGCAGCGCGCCAUCGCCAUCCAACAGCAUCGUCAAGGUCUGGGCGGAGGCAUGCUUUCGUUCCGUAUAAAAGGAGGCCGCACGGCUGCAGAGAGAUUCUGUCAGCACACUCGCUUCUUUACAUUAGCUGAAAGUCUUGGGGGAGUUGAAAGUCUCGUUGAAGUGCCGAGCGCCAUGACGCAUGCCGGUAUUCCCCGAGAGAAACGCGAAGCCAUCGGGGUAUACGAUGAUCUUGUUCGGAUCAGCUGUGGCAUUGAGGAUAGCGAGGAUCUAGUAAACGAUGUCCUUCAAGCUCUACAGAAGGCCGUUGAGUGA
Blumeria graminis f. sp. triticale is the source of this 1173-nucleotide messenger RNA. The record is from the annotation of a GenBank genome assembly. Lineage: Eukaryota; Fungi; Ascomycota; Leotiomycetes; Helotiales; Erysiphaceae.